Pimephales promelas (fathead minnow) is the source of this 1551-nucleotide messenger RNA. It is a transcript of the gene mat1a, whose product is annotated as methionine adenosyltransferase 1A. The record is from RefSeq and is a predicted model, not a curated record. Gene Ontology annotation, molecular function: methionine adenosyltransferase activity; ATP binding. Gene Ontology annotation, biological process: S-adenosylmethionine biosynthetic process. Lineage: Eukaryota; Metazoa; Chordata; Actinopteri; Cypriniformes; Leuciscidae.
CUUCUUUAUGCCCUCGGGACUAUAAGGAGCUCUGCAUAUUUGGCCUGCUUCUGCCACAAUUGGAGGAAAAUUAUUGAGCCUAGAUUAUUUUGUCCUGUUCAUUUUGAAGAUCUGCUCAGUUGCUGGCAAACAUGGAAGAGCUGAAUGACGUUCAUGAUGACGGAUCCUUCAUGUUCACCUCAGAGUCUGUGGGAGAAGGGCAUCCAGAUAAAAUCUGUGACCAAAUCAGUGACGCAGUUCUUGACGCACACUUGAAGCAGGACCCAGAUGCUAAAGUUGCCUGUGAGACUGUUUGUAAGACUGGUAUGGUACUUCUCUGCGGAGAGAUCACAUCUCGUGCCAACGUGGACUACCAGAAAAUUGUGCGUGACACCAUUAAACACAUUGGUUACGACAACUCCGAAAAAGGUUUUGACUAUAAAACCUGCAAUGUUCUGGUGGCUCUCGAGCAGCAGUCUCCGGAUAUAGCGCAGGGCGUCCAUGUUGACAGACAUGAGGAAGAUAUUGGGGCUGGAGACCAGGGGCUCAUGUUUGGCUAUGCCACUGAUGAGACGGAGGAGUGCAUGCCGCUUACCAUUGUCCUCGCUCACAAACUCAACGCCAAAAUGGCCGAGCUGCGGCGGGACGGCACCAUCCCAUGGCUUCGCCCAGACUCAAAAACUCAGGUCACAGUGCAUUACAAGCAGGAGAAUGGCGCUGUGAUUCCUUUGCGUGUCCACACAGUGGUCAUCUCCGUCCAACAUGACGACUACAUUUCACUGGAGGAGCAGAAGCGUAUUCUGAAGGAGAAGGUCAUCAAAGCUGUGGUUCCAGCAAAAUAUCUGGACGACCAGACCGUUUACCAUAUUCAGCCGAGUGGGCGCUUUGUCAUCGGAGGGCCUCAGGGAGAUGCUGGUGUUACAGGUAGGAAGAUCAUUGUGGACACAUAUGGUGGAUGGGGGGCUCAUGGUGGUGGGGCCUUCUCUGGAAAGGACUACACCAAGGUGGACCGCUCUGCUGCCUAUGCUGCACGCUGGGUGGCUAAAUCUCUGGUGAAGGCCAAAUUGUGCAGUAGAGUGUUGGUUCAGGUGUCUUAUGCCAUUGGAGUCGCCCACCCUCUUUCAAUCUCCCUCUUCACCUACGGCUCAUCGGUAAAACCAGAGAAGGAGUUGCUACGCAUUGUCAACAAGAACUUUGACCUCCGACCAGGUGUCAUUGUUAGGGACCUGAACCUGAAGAGGCCGAUCUACCAGAGCACCGCCUGCUAUGGUCACUUUGGCCGAUCAGAUUUUCCCUGGGAGAUGGCCAAGACUCUCAAGGUUUAAUGAGAGAGGCAUGCAAGCCUAUACCUUCAGUCAUUCAGUCGCUUUUUCCUUCUGUUCUCCUCUCCCUUCUGAUUUUGGUUCUCCUCUGGCAUACGCUAUAUAUUUUAGAUUAGACAAAUAUACUGUAAACGUCAUGAAAAUCCAGUCUUUUAUUUAGAAGUCUUUUGAGAAAGGAUCCCUCACAACAUCAACACCCAUGACAAUCAAUCAUUCCUUAAAGCUGAAUUGUGUCUUUUAGUGUGUGUGU